Molecule: messenger RNA, 2001 nt
Organism: Andrographis paniculata
Lineage: Eukaryota; Viridiplantae; Streptophyta; Magnoliopsida; Lamiales; Acanthaceae
Product: pheophytinase, chloroplastic-like
Exons: 6
Coding region: 313-1803 (496 amino acids)
Biological process (GO): chlorophyll catabolic process
Cellular component (GO): chloroplast
Molecular function (GO): pheophytinase activity
Source: RefSeq, a predicted model, not a curated record
CAAAUUAAAGCCCCACCGACCCCACGCCGCGACAAACCUCGCAUCAUUAUGCAUCUCCAAUCCAUUGAAGCAAUCCACCUUCUCAAGCAACUUUAAUUGAUUAGCUUAGCUACUGACACUGAUUAACCAUAUUUUUGUUUUGUUUUCAAGUUUUCGUUUCUUUCUCAUUCCGGUGGAGGAGUGUUGCGAGAAUUCGGGAAGAUUAACUGCCAGGCAGUAUCCAAUUGACUGCUUCUCUCUGGACGCUGGAAGCUUGAGAGAUUGGAUUCGCGGUUCGCUUCGAUUCGAUUCGGUUCUCCUUUGAGAGCAAAAAUGAUGGAAAUUAUUCACUGUCAUGGUGCACACCAAAAUUAUGUCAUAAAUUCUUGUGGUGUAAGCAGCUCUAAACCACUUCGAUCAAAGCUUCCUAUUAAAAGGGAAAGAUUUUUUUGCCCUGUAAUAACUGGUUUAGCAUCAUCACAAAAAUUUUAUCCGAAUCACGGAAAAUUAAAGAGACGUAGCCUCAGCAAACCUUCUUCGGCAGUUUGCGCUCUUGAGAGAUACGAAAAUGUUAAUUCAGGUGUCUUGGAUGAAACAUAUGAAUCCUAUGUACCAAGGGUUUCGAUUCCUAGUUUGCCAGAAGAAAACAACGGUAAUAAUGCAGCUCGGAUAACAAGUUGUUUCUGGGAAUGGCGUCCGAAACUUAAGGUUCAUUACGAGAUAUCAGGGUCAUGUAAUGAGGAUUCCCCACCGAUUCUUUUGCUUCCGGGGUUUGGUGUAGGCUCGUUUCAUUACAAGAAACAACUGAAAGAUCUUGGUCGUGAUCAUAGAGUGUGGGCACUCGAUUUUCUUGGUCAAGGCUUGUCCUUACCUUAUGAAGAUCCGACAUUACAGUCUAAAGAUGGACAGAAUGGUAUUUGGGGUUUUGGAGACGAAAGUGAGACAUGGGCAGAAGAGCUCGUUUAUUCUACCGACUUGUGGAAGGAUCAAAUUCAUUACUUCGUGGAAGAGGUGAUAAAAGAACCCGUUUACCUUGUGGGAAAUUCUCUCGGAGGGUUCAUGGCGCUGUAUUUUGCUGCUUUUUAUCCUCAUUUGGUGAAAGGCAUUACUUUGCUUAACGCAACUCCUUUUUGGGCGUUUGUCCCUAAUUCUAUACGAUCUCCAGCAUUGUCGAGACUCUUUCCUUGGGCCGGAACUUUUCCUCUCCCUUCCACAGUUCGAAAGCUUGUAGCAAUUCUAUGGCAGAAGAUUAGCGACCCAAGAAGUAUUGCAGAUAUACUGAAACAAGUGUAUGCAGACCACUCGACGAAUGUAGAUGAUGUGUUUUCUCGUAUAGUCGAGACUACACAACACCCGGCCGCCGCUGCAUCGUUUGCUUCGAUCAUGUUUGCCCCCCGGGGAGAGUUGUCCUUAAAUGAAGCUUUAUCCAAGUGCCAAAUGAACAACAUACCCAUUUGUCUCGUGUAUGGAAAGGAAGAUCCUUGGGUAUUGCCUUUCUUCGGUUUGCAGAUUAAACGUCAAGCUCGGGGCGCUCCUUAUUACCAGAUCAGCCCGGCGGGUCACUGCCCCCACGACGAAGUUCCUGAGGUGGUGAACUUUCUCGUGCGCGGUUGGAUUAAAAAUGUGGAGACCGGUGGCUCUGCUGCGCUGCCUUUGCUCGACGACGAGCCUGAGAAUACGCUUGGCGAAGUCAUAAAAGAUUUAGAAUUUUCGAGAAAUGGAGGAAGAAAAUCAGUUAGGGUUCAGUUCCAUGGAUCAAAAUUCUCUGCAUGGAAUUUGGUUCAGCUCUCACUGAAACCUCUGAUCAACAAAAUGGCUGGAUAAUCAACAUGUAAGAGACACUGUAGUUACUUAUGAUAACCAUUGUUGUAGAUUCUAGUGUAUAUGUAUACACAUAUGUAUAUAUAUAAAUUAUAGUCGUAUAUUGGGGCGGUAAAAAUAAGCACGUCACGAAAGAAACGGUGCUUGAACCUUCAAAAAUAGAUCCGAAAUUUAAAUUUAUACUAUAUUAAAUUGAAAUUA